This is a messenger RNA of Pomacea canaliculata, 2914 nucleotides long. Its product is annotated as universal stress protein YxiE-like. The coding region runs from base 651 to 1232 and encodes 193 amino acids. The record is from RefSeq and is a predicted model, not a curated record. NCBI's taxonomy places the organism in Eukaryota, Metazoa, Mollusca, Gastropoda, Architaenioglossa, Ampullariidae. The transcript is spliced from 5 exons.
UCCUGUUGCGGCAGGUAGGGCACAACGUAGGGGCAGACAGAACUGAUCAUCUCCCUCAUGUUUACGCGAAGAAAAUUGUGCACCCGAACAAAAGGCUGGUUAGUUGUGUGAGAGAGGACCAAGGAGGUAUAGUCAACAUAACUGCGCAAUUUUUUUUUUAAACUUCCCCGAAAAGAACUUCCGUAGCUGACAUAAACAAAGCGCGGAUAAGCAAACCCUCCGCGCACUGACCUCCCCUGCUAAGGAGUCAUGUGACACGGAAUACGCACCGAUCAACACGUCUCUCACUUUCACCUCCAGCGCCUGACAUAUGGAGAUUGGGAAAGUGAACUGCACAAAAGAACUGAUAAAGCCUUCCACUCGGUACACCUGUGCUGCAAGGUGCAAGCAGUACAUUUCACGUGAAGUCGUGACACCACUACACGGCGCCACUCGCCAUCAACACCCAGCACCGCGCGCCUCCACGAUCGCAGUUGUCGUUGGGAUGUUGUAGCCCCCCGUCUGCUGCCUCGACACACCAGUCGACGCGCGCGCUCGCUGCAGCUGCCCGCCAAAAGUACGAAAGCGCGGUUUUCUCCUCCCGGGGUUCGUUCGUCCUGACGUCCAUUCCUGUCUGUUAGAGUUGUCUGCCUUGACCCACGUUCAUCGACAUGGCCGCCGAAGAGGGCAGCAGCGGCGGGCGAAAGGUUCUGAUCGCUAUGGACGGUAGCGAACAUUCCUUCUACGCGUUCGAUUGGUAUAUGCAGUUUAUCUACACACAGGACACUGAAGUGAUUGUCGCCCAUAGCGGCAACUGUAACCGCCACCGUCCCUUUCAGCUGUGGUACAUGGCCAACAUGCACAGAGAUGGCGUAGAGGUCUUGAUAGCUCACUGCCCAGACUACAGCUCCCUCUUGCAUGCACCCGUCAUGUCCAGUGACCCAGCGAUGAUCAGCCGCAUGAUACAUCAAGAAGAAGAGGAAGUGAACUCCAUCGUCAGCAAGAUCAAGGAUAAGCUGACACAGCAUGGGGUCAAAGGGAAAUUACUACGCCUGAGCGGCGAGGCGGGUCACUCCAUCGUCAAGACAGCGGAGAUGGAGGGAGUGUCAUGCAUCGUGACAGGCACCCGAGGGCAGGGGAAGGUGCGCCGCACGCUCCUGGGCUCUGUCAGUGACUACAUCCUGAACCACGCUCACGUUCCUGUCCUCAUCUGUCGUCACAAGGAGGUGGCCGGCAGCAGCGACAGUCAGUAGUGACCAGACCUGGCGAGGGCUGCAGCCGAGAGUGACGUCACCGUGCAUGUGACGCGUUAGCCGGUUGUGAAAGUGACGACAUCGGUCACGUGAGGAACGUUUGGGGGGAGAGAUGACCUCGCAAUCCGGGACUGAAUGCCCGAGGUGCUCGCAGAGCAAAGAAAGUAAUCAAUAUUGAUAUUAUUUCAGGUGCCAUCUGUUGAUUUCGUGGUCCAUUCUUAGAGAAGUGAUUAUACUCAGUUUUUGUUUCUUGUGAUUUUUUAUAUUUUUCUUGCAUCACCAAUAACUUGUAAGUGUACUGAUCUUUCACUAUGAUUACUUGCGUUCUUUAUGUUAAUGUUUGGACCUAGGAUCCCCUUAAAUAACAAGGGGUUCCCUGGAACCGUAGUUAUGAAGUGAGGGUAAGUCGUUGCCUUGAGGCAAGGUGGGGAACUCAAAAGCAAGUAUCUCAUUUCGGAAGUUCUAAAGCCGUGUCCAGACCCUGCACAUGUUGUUUUACUCUUGUAGAUAUAAAGCAGCAUCAAAGUUUGGGGUGCUCGGGGGAAACAUGAAGUUGUGUACACAUGGUCUGGACACCGCAUUGUAAAUACGAAAACAAGACGCUUUUCCCUUGAGUUCCCGAGUUUUGCUUCGAGGAAAAGACUUGCUCUCGCAUUAUAACUACAGCCUCAGAGGGUAAGGACGUGGUGAGUUGGAAAAUUAAUGACUACCAUGAAUGGUACCACGUACGACACACUUUACCAGGCAGAACACUUUGGAGUGGGAAACAAGAGUUCAGCAAACUUCCUGAUUUUGUUUGUGGCCGGUAAAUCCAUGUCUGCAUACGCCUGACAAGCCACAGGCGUGGACUGUCCUAGAAUUGGAACACAUAAUUUAAAUAAACAUAGAGUGAUUGAAUAAAGAGUUGAUUUUCUGGCUACACUAUAGUAACAUAACUCAUUGUGAAUAUGCCACAGUUUAUUCUAGUACUACCAUAUCAUGUAGUAGGAUAUUCAAAACGCAAAAAUAAAAGCAAAACUUUAACAUCCCUGACAAACUCUUGAGAUCUUUCAAAAUGAGUACUGUAAGAAAAAGAGAGAGAUGUCGAUGCUCCAAGCAGUUACCCUUCAGUUCGUAAUUAUAGUGUAGUCGAGUGCAAAAGUAAUUGUGAUUGCUGUUGUUGUUGCCAUUGAGGGCGACGGUGGUCGUGAUGACGAAGUAGCACGGAAUGCAAAUAACAACGAGAAUGGGGAAACAACAUUACUAGGACUUUAUCCGGGAAGACAGAAAACACCAAACCCGCAGAAACUACGCAGUAAAGAGCCGAGACGGAUACGAUGUCGAGUACAAACCCUAUUGGGAUGGCACAGAUUCCACUCCCUGCAGAAGCGGACUUAAUGAUGCUGAUCAAAUCACACUUCAGUUUAGAGGAAGCCAUAAUGGUUCUCUGCAAAUGAAGCGUCUUCUCUUCAAGGAUUCCAUAGUAAAGGUUGUCUGCAGUUUUGGGACAUGAAUCUAGGUUCCUCUUACCUUGCGGUGACCUAUAGAAGUUUUCACCGGAAGGAAGUGGAAUGAGUUUUCCCAUUACAAAAGUCGCGUGUAUUAAUAUUUUAACAUGGUUGGCAAGUUUUAUAUAUUUAAUUAACGUGCCACGCGAGUAAAGAAAAUUGUUAAUUUUUGAGAUGGUAGAAGAGAAGAAAAAA